GUGGACUGUUAGUCCCCGAGGGUCUCUACAGCCCAGUAGGGCCAGCAUUUUUUUAUUUUUAGGUUUACAAACCCGCCGCUCGCUUUUUCGAAUUUUCAGAAAAAAAAUAAAAUUGAGAAAAUUGGGAUUUUUUUUCUUUCCGAUGUCAAAUUUGUAUCGGGAUCGAGAUUUUGAAUUUACGAACUCGUAUUUCCGGUUGAUGAAAACAUGGCGCUUUGAUGGAAAAAACGUGUAUGGCCUGGUUUAGUAUUAAAUAUAUCGACGGGAGUGCCGUUCGGAAAGUUUUCGCUCGAUCGGAGGACACCCAACUUGCUGGGGAAUUUGUUGUUCAGGGGUAUGUUGGUGAGAUGAGGCAUUUGGUGAAAAUUGAGGGUUUUAAGACUGACGCAGAUGAAGCAAAUUCAAGGCAGAGUGAAAAUGCGAUGCAAAUACCGAACGACAUGCCAAUGCAUACUGUCGCUGCAUUUGGGGUGCGAUACUUAGUGGUAUACUAUGAAAACAACGCCAAGGCAGUUCCCGAACCAACUAAACGAAAUGCUUUUGAUGUGCUCCGUGAUGUAAACAGAGUUUAUGACUGGCUGCCCCCACCCAAAAGGACACCAUCAAACAAUAAGGACAAGCUCUAUAAUGAUGUUCUUCAGAAAUGUAUGGAUACCUUUCAAGUUGGUUUUCGUAGACAACAGCAGGAUAUUGGAUCAAAGAUCAUCAACACUCUAGUGGAAACUCUUUGGUUUAUUGACCCUUUUCUUGACAAAAUGAAGGAAAGAUCCUGCAAGAUCCCAGACGAGCUCUACUUUUGUGGAUACAGAGAUUUGAAAAAGUGUCAUAAAAAAUAUGUUGGUGUACAGAUGAAAGAGCCAGAACUUAAGGCCAGGCUAGAUGCCUUAGCAGAGGUACUGAUGUAUCCAUGGUGGACGAAUCCUCGCUUUCAAGUAUUUUACAAAUGUGUGAAUGGUCUGUACAAGGCAUUGGAGAAAUACCAUAAAUUUCUAGCAAAUCAGCAGGAGCGUACCAACCAAAACCAUGCAUCCCCCACACCUGUUAGAUCUCUCAACGACAAUUGGUCCUUAAAGUCUAUAGAGGGUAAUCCAGGUCAGUCUGUACCAACUGACUGUAAAUCCCUUAUUUCAAAACUUGAAACCUUGGAUACUUACGAAGCAGUCCCAUUAGACAAUUUUGAACCUAGUGAGGUGAGUGAUAGGCGCAAAUGGAGAAUGAAGAUAGAGAGCGUGUUACCAUUUCCAGUAUCAUUGUUUUCAAUCAGUUUUGGGAACUACAUUGGCAAUUCACUUUUUUUAUGGAAAAUACCAUGUGCAAAUGAAAGAAGUGCUGAAAAAGAACUUGAAGUAGUGACUCACAUUAAGGACAAAAUGCCUGUGUUUUCUACCAGAGCAAUAAGGAAAGAGUUUUUUGAAAGAUAUCCGAAUCUGAAACCAUAUGAACUGAGAAAUAUGUUCUUCAAGCUUACAAAUUUUGAAUACUGUGCAGAGAAUCAAACCACUGCAGCUGUUGAUGAACGAUUCUUGAAGUUUAUUUUAUCUAGUGAUGAUGAAGACUUAAUAGUGGACCUUAGGAAAAACAAUGGCCGUCCUUGUGACCCGAAGCUACAACCAUUUUGGGAUGAACUUGCCAAGUUACUGGAGGAGGUUUCAACAGUGGAUGAUCGCCGCCAGCAUUCAACAUCCUAUCUUCCAUUUGCAAUUUCUAUUGAUGAUUUACGAGAACAAGUGAAAGCAAGACUUCCUCCAGGUGAUCCGACUCCUUCAAAUUCCUGGAUCAGACUGAAUUUCAUGCCAUCUAACCCAAUGGCUAAAACGGCAGCAAACUACACCGGCAGAUUCAAUGUUAAAUAUGCUGUACAGCAACGAUUGCUGCGUGCACAACAUGAUGAUGCAUCCUUUGCCUUACAUCAGUUCUACAUGUUGAAAGACAUGGCCGUCCAGUACAGGGAAUUUGCUCACAUGCAGUGUCUUGAUGAUAAAGCAAUCGUACCCAUAGGUGAACCAUACCGACCUGUUUCCACUGGUGUUAGGGCACAUCAUCAAGGACUGACAAUUAGCAAUAGCAAAGGCCUACUUUGUCUCGAUCACGAUUACAGCAUUGCUGGGAUGGUACCUUCAGUGUGCUUUCAAGUGUCUAUUCCUGAAAAUUCCAGAGAUUCAUUUCAUUCAGGAACCUUACAUAUUACACUGAAAGACAAGGUAUUCCAGAGCUCCACUCCAUUUAGGCAUGGUAUGGAAACCAUCAACAUUUUGCGGGAGUUUCAUAGUCAUGAUGAUGUGAAUUUGGAUAAGCCAAUACUCUUCCGUUAUACAGAUGGUGGUCCUGACCACAGGACAACAUUUCGCUCUGUUCAAGUUGCUGCUUUGCUGGAAUUUAUAAGUUUGGAUUUAGACUUGCUAGUCUGUGUUAGAACAGCCCCAAACCAAAGCUAUAAUAAUCCUGCAGAGAGGAUGAUGUCAAUUUUGAAUAUUGCAUUGCAGAAUACCGCCCUUUGUCGUACAGCCAUGUCUGAGGGAAGAGAGCUACAAGCAAAGCGAUUGACAUCACUUGCUUCCAUACGAAGAUAUGCUGAGAAAAAUCCAGAUUUCAAAACUGACUAUAUAGAUUCUAUUCAGGAGCCUAUCACUAUUAUUUCUGAACGAUUUCAGAAACUUAAACUAAAAGGAAAACCUGCUCAUGUGCACAGUGCAGCAACAGAUGGAGAAAUCAAAGAUCUGCUUGAAAUUAUUCAUGUGCUCGAUCAAGACUACAAAACAGAAGAUAUUUCAAACUUUGAAAAAUCUAGGAUGGUUCAUGCAUUCAUGAAGUCACAUGCAAGGUUUCGCCAGUAUUCCUUUCAGCCAAAGUUCGCAACUAUGUUGUCUGCCAUGACUGUGGGAAAAGACGGGUUGUGUAUUCUGCUGCAAAACUAACUAGGGAGCAAGAAACCGCAGUCACUCGUGUGAAGGAAGAGCUGCUUUACUCAUGUGGUAACCCUCUUUUCCCUGGUGGUGCUUACCAAGAUAUUAUCAUCGUUAAGGAGGGGAUGAAUUGUCAGAGCCCCAUGGAGACCACGUACUAUUCUGGAACUGCCCAGGUGUUUGAGUCUGUGUGUUUUCAUUGUGGCAAAGACGAAGAUUUGGCUGAUAACGAUGAAAUAAACAAUUUAAGGUCGAACUAUCUUGUUCGUCCCAUUUGUAACCACUGUGUAGCCAGUGGAAAGGAGCCGGUUACACGAGCAUCAAAGAAACAGCGAAAAUAAAUGUACAUUACAGAAUAAAGUCGAUAAUGAAUCAAAA
Ostrea edulis (European flat oyster) is the source of this 3281-nucleotide messenger RNA. RefSeq lists its product as uncharacterized. The record is from RefSeq and is a predicted model, not a curated record. The transcript is spliced from 6 exons. Bases 219 to 2915 code for a protein of 898 amino acids. Lineage: Eukaryota; Metazoa; Mollusca; Bivalvia; Ostreida; Ostreidae.